GCCUUGCCCCAGAAACAACCCAGUAGCCAGAAACUGGACCGCAUCGCCGGCGAUCUUCUCGACCUCACGAAGCUUGAGCGCCACGACUACGCUGUCCUCUUCCGCCACAAAAUGGGUCUCAAUCGCUACGGCCCGGCCCUCUCCGGACCCAUUUCCUCGGGGCCCGCCGACGUCGCCGCUGCCGGGUCGGAUUCGAAACCGGCAGAGAAGACGGCGUUCGACAUCAGGCUGGAAAAGUACGACGCGGCGGUGAAGAUCAAGAUUAUAAAGGAAGUUAGAUCCUUUACCGAUUUGGGUUUGAAAGAGGCGAAAGAAUUGGUGGAGAAAGUGCCGGCGGUUCUAAAGAAGGGGCUUACUAAAGAGGAGGCCGCCGCCAUUGUUGAAAAGCUCAAAGAAUUGGGAGCCUCCGUGGUAUUGGAAUAA
Molecule: messenger RNA, 423 nt
Organism: Linum tenue
Lineage: Eukaryota; Viridiplantae; Streptophyta; Magnoliopsida; Malpighiales; Linaceae
Source: the annotation of a GenBank genome assembly